UGUGUAUCAACUUAGUAGAAAAUGAGAUUUCCACUAUGAUCGCUAUGAUUGCUUGUUCGCAUAUAAAGAGUUUUUCGAGACGAAAAUAUCUCAGUUGAUCAAACAUCAGUGUCACACAACAUCAGUGUCACACACCAUAAUACGUGGAUACUCCUAAACGAUUUAUGCGACACGUACAUAUUUACAUCAAAUUUACACUUCAACAAAUAAAUAGUCAAAAUGCGGUGCACAUUUCGUUGGGUCUUGUUAUUCCUGUUGGGCGCGGUAACGCGCGCAUACGUCACGCAGAAGAAGUUCAUCGAAGUGCACGAGAUGGACUCCAAGGAAUUAUCACCGAUGGACCAGCUGGCUCCGGUGGACCCGGCGUUACACGCGUUCCCGAAGACGCCGACCGUGCCCCUUCUGCCGAAUUGCAUGAAGCGGGGCUACCUACGGGAUCCCUUCAACUGCAGCAAGUUCUACCGUUGCGACUACGAUCACGCGGUGCCGAAGGCGUUCUACUGUCAGUCGGGACUGAUAUUCAACACGCUCACAGAAUCGUGCGACCACCCUCAGUACGUGCAGUGUUGAGAGAGAGAGAGAGAGAGAGAGAGUACAUUAAGUUUCCGCCGAGCUACGAAUAGAAGACGGCUUCACAGACGUACCGAGGGAGAGAAUUAUUCGUUACCAGGAGCGAACGAGAAAAUACAUUUAUUAACCAUGCUAUUUACAUAAGUAAUACAGAAUAUGAGGGGAUAUUUGUUUCUUAUAUUGCGCCGGGUGUGUAGAAAGGCGUUGCCGCCAUCAU
Messenger RNA from Dinoponera quadriceps, 787 nucleotides. RefSeq lists its product as uncharacterized. NCBI's taxonomy places the organism in Eukaryota, Metazoa, Arthropoda, Insecta, Hymenoptera, Formicidae. The transcript is spliced from 2 exons. Gene Ontology annotation, molecular function: chitin binding. Bases 220 to 570 code for a protein of 116 amino acids. The record is from RefSeq and is a predicted model, not a curated record. Gene Ontology annotation, cellular component: extracellular region.